Molecule: messenger RNA, 1349 nt
Organism: Staurois parvus
Lineage: Eukaryota; Metazoa; Chordata; Amphibia; Anura; Ranidae
Source: the annotation of a GenBank genome assembly
AUGUCUAGUUCUUCAGAAAGCUUGCCAUCAGCAAAGAUUGCAAACGUUACAGCUAACUGGUGGGGAACAAAGCGUAUUGACUAUGCUUUAUAUUGUCCUGAUGUGCUCACUGCCUUCCCAACUGUGGCAUUGCCUCAUCUUUUCCAUGCCAGCUACUGGGAGUCAACAGAUGUGGUGGCCUUUAUUUUGAGGCAGCUGAUGAGGUUGAGAGUGUGCAGAUACAGCAGAAGGAGGGCAUUGACAUGAUGAAUAUGAGUCCUUCCAGUCGGCAAGAGAAAUGGCUUCGAAAGAGGAAUCACGUCAAACUGCGAAAUGUCACAGCCAAUCAUCGAGUCAAUGAUGUGAUUGCAGUGGAGGGUGGUUUGCAGGUCUUGGUUGGUCGAUUUAUGUAUGGCCCUCUGGACAUGGUAGCGUUGACAGGAGAAAAGGUGGACGUUCUUAUUAUGACUGAGCCAUCUAGUGGAAGAUGGGUUUACUUUGAUACUGAAAUAUCUAACAGCAGUGGGCGAGUCUCAUACAGUGUGCCAGAGGAUAAGAGACUGGGUGUAGGAGUGUACCCCAUCAAGAUGGUUGUGAGGGGUGAUCAGAGCAGUGCACAGAGUUACCUCACAGUGCUCCCCCCAGGAAUGGAGUGUGUGGUUUUCAGCAUUGACGGAUCAUUUGCAGCCAGCGUGUCCAUCAUGGGUAGUGAUCCAAAAGUAAGAGCCGGAGCAGUGGAUGUGGUCAGGCAUUGGCAAGAUCUUGGUUAUCUAAUCAUUUACAUCACUGGUCGCCCAGACAUGCAGAAACAAAGGGUGGUCUCCUGGUUAUCACAGCACAACUUUCCACAAGGGAUGAUCUUCUUUUCUGAUGGACUUGUACAUGACCCAUUGCGCCAGAAGACGAUAUUCCUCCGAAAUCUCAUGCAAGAGUGUCACAUCAAAAUUAGUGCAGCCUAUGGAUCAAUGAAAGACAUUUCUGUGUACAAUGUGCUUGGACUGUCAUCUUCUCAAAUCUAUAUAGUUGGACGUGCAGCCAAGAAGUAUCAGAAUCAGUGUCAGUUUGUUAAUGAAGGAUAUGCUGCUCAUUUGGCCUCAUUGGAAUUUAGCCACCACUCCCGACCUAAGAAGAACAAUUCCAGAAUGAUCCUAAGGAAGGGCAGUUUUGGCUUACAUACGCAACCUGAAUUCCUGAGGAAACGGAACCACCUCCGGAGAACUAUGUCUGUUCAGCAGCCGGAACCACCUUCCAGCAACCCCAAGCCAGAGAGAGCACAGAGCCAACCAGAGUCUGACAAAGACCAUGAGCGGCAUUUAAAUCCACUUUCUUGGGUGAGAAGUUCAGGCCACAAGUUUGAGCCCUCACCAUAG